GACAGACAACACCAGACAACCCAAUCUCUUUCACAAAUCACACUCUCGCAAUCCCAAGUCAUCUAACCAACCAACCAACCAACCAACCACCUUCUCACCCAACAAAAACAUGGCUCCCUCAGUCGAUCCUACCAAGGUCAUCUUCUACCAGAAGAAGAACUUCGAAGGCUCCGGCGACACUUACGCCGUAGGCCAAGACGUCUCAGUCCCUGGCUCUCUCAACGACAAGUACUUCUCCGUGGCCGUCGGCGCCUCUGCAAAGGUCAUUGCCUGGCAGCACUACAACGAGACAGGCCACUACCGGGAAUGGACAACCUCCCAGGCUGACAUCUCGGACAUUGGCGGUUUGUCUCGCUUCCGGGUGGUCGACGACGACACGCGCGCCAUCUCUUUCCUGUUCAAAGACGCCACUGGAGGGGCGGACAAGCAGUACAGCUUGAAGGUGGAUGCGAGAGACGUCGGGACCGUGACGCUUUACAGUAAUGAUGGAGACGAGUAUGGGCUGGUCGGGAUCAUGCCAGAGGGAGGACCGCCGGUUACGACGGCGGUGUAUGUGAGGGAUGAGCAUUCCGGGGUUUAUAUCGCCGUGGGAUCGGUGUAUUUUGAGUGGAACAAGGACAACGGCGAGGUGGAUGUGGUGGAGAAUGAGCAUUGGCCGAAGCAGUUGAAGUCGAAGAGGACGGGGAAGAGUAGCUUUGAAGUUACUCUGGUUGAUAACAAGCCGUCGGAGUGAGAGUGAGGGGGGAAGACAACAGGGAAGAUGGACGCUGGAUGGCAUGCACUGGAUGAGGAUAAAUAAGUGAUGUUGUGAUGUUUGCGAGAAGCGAGGCAGAGAUUGAGAUUUGGGAUCGUGAAGAAACAUCGGGAUUGGAUAUAUAAGUACUAUCGUCGCUCGUUAACAAGAAGCAAUAAAUCAAAUCCAUACGGGAGUAUCUCUCAUCGGAAUUGCUGC
This is a messenger RNA of Neurospora crassa OR74A, 952 nucleotides long. It is a transcript of the gene app, whose product is annotated as DUF1881 domain-containing protein. The transcript has a single exon. NCBI's taxonomy places the organism in Eukaryota, Fungi, Ascomycota, Sordariomycetes, Sordariales, Sordariaceae. Gene Ontology annotation, cellular component: membrane. Gene Ontology annotation, biological process: cell-cell adhesion. The record is from RefSeq and is a predicted model, not a curated record. The coding region runs from base 110 to 733 and encodes 207 amino acids.